This is a messenger RNA of Anopheles stephensi (Asian malaria mosquito), 2250 nucleotides long. RefSeq names its product thioredoxin-related transmembrane protein 1-like. The transcript is spliced from 3 exons. Lineage: Eukaryota; Metazoa; Arthropoda; Insecta; Diptera; Culicidae. The record is from RefSeq and is a predicted model, not a curated record. The coding region runs from base 272 to 1288 and encodes 338 amino acids.
GGCCAACCUGUCCGUUCUACGUUUCGAAUCCAGAACAACGAACUCUGGAACAAUAGCUGUCGGUUCUGUUGGAUUUGACGUCUUCACAAAAAAAAGCCAAACCGGACCAGCGAAAUCAUCCGCCGCUACGCCUCGUUUUGUUUUCCUUUCCGUUUUCAUCACCCGGCAGCCGGUUUUGCCGUCGAAAAUAACCGACCAAAUAGUUUUCCGCAAUCGACCCUAAUACCGCACACGGUAACGGUACAGCAAACGCUUACUGCGACGCGCUAGAAUGAUGUCCCGGACGGUACUUGUGGCGGCACUAUUAUGUGGCCUUGGCGUAUGCCUGGUACAGUCGCACCCCGGAUCGAAAUCGCAGGUUAUCGAACUGGACGAAUCAAACUGGGAUCGGAUGCUGACCGACGAGUGGCUGGUGGAAUUCUACGCUCCCUGGUGUCCGGCGUGCAAAAGUCUGGCCCCCAUCUGGGAUGACCUUUCGACGUGGUCGGACGAUUUGAACAUCAAAACUGCGAAGGUGGACGUGACGUCAUCGCCGGGGUUAAGUGGCCGAUUCUUCGUCACCGCGCUGCCAACGAUUUUCCACGUAAUAAAUGGUGAGUUCCGCCAGUACAAGGGACCGCGCGACAUGAACUCGUUCAUGUCGUUCGUCGAGGAGAAGAAGUGGGAAUCGUUGGAGCAGGUGUCGGCCUGGCGCAACCCGGACUCGAUCCAAAUGUCGCUGGUGUCGCUGUUCUUCAAGCUUUCACACUUCCUGAAAGUAAGUAGAACCCGCUGGCGGAAUCUAAACACGAUGCUUCUGAAGGAGUACGGACUGCCCGUCUGGGGAUCGUACACGCUGUUCGGUAUCGGCACGGUACUGCUCGGUGCGAUCUUCGGCCUGAUACUGGUGUGCAUCAUCGACUGUCUAUUCCCGCCCAAGUCCAGCCAGCGGCAAAGCUUCUCCGAGCACAAGCAGAAGGUCCGGGCCGAAAAGGUACCGGAAGAGUUGCGCGGGGACGAGCUGGUGGAUGAGGACGAGGAAAAGCGAACCGCCGACGUCGAGGGUGAGUAUGACGAUGAGGACGACAACGGUGAGGCGGAGGAAAAGGAAACGUCCGAGGGUGAGAAAUACUCCGGCAGCGACGAUUCGGACGACGAGAAACCGGCGGCAAAGGAGGACGCACCAGCGGAAGAGAAAAAGGAGGACAAGAAACCACAGCCGGCGGAACCGGUAGCGGACGAAAAGAAGGAAAAGACUACCACCACCAGUCCGGACGUGAGAAAACGCAAGCCAAGAAAGGCGGACUAAAGGCGGGAGCGGGGGGGGGGGGGGAGGUUUUUGAAGAUGGAAAAUCGUUUUUUUUCUGUUUGCUGGCUCGUUUGUCUGCGCUAAGGCAAACUAGACUAUUGCAACGUGUCUUUGUUGUUAGGGGGGGGGGGGUUGACAACCCUCCAGCCCCGAUUUGAUGUGGUUCAUUGACGAGUAUGUACAUGCAUAGCUUGAGCGAUAAAACUUUCAGGAUCUGGUCCUGCUCAAGAAGGGCCCUACGCCCGAACCCCCAUCGUCAGCAAACCCGCUGUGUCCAUGUAAGCGUGCGUUUUGCAUUUAUGCUUUCCAAUACUUGCUACAUUCGGUUGUUUUUUUCUCUCCUAUUCUAUACAAUUUUGCAACUGUACUUUCCCUGCUUCUUUUAACGAUUUUUUCGCUUAAUUGUAGUUUUGUUUUGUAAAUUUAAUAUAGUCGAUUCUACUUCUACAAACCACCUUUCGUGUGCACGUCCUGCUGCCCCGAUAGUGAUAAUCCUACGGAAGACUCAAGAACUCGAAACAUCUGCCGGCGAUUGCCCCUUCUACCAGUGCGCGAAAUCUCAAACCCAUCCGCUUCAUCCGUAAUCGCUGGAGAUCGCUAGCGUUUUGUACGAAAUCAUACUCAAAGAAGAACAUCCUUCUCCUCCUGCCCCCUUAAAUCACACAAAUCGUUCAAUGGAUCAAAUCAUGGUUUUCAAUUUUGAUACAUUAACCAUUUUAACACGAAGACUGUGAAUACGCGCAGCAGCCAAUCUUCUAGCUUUAGUGUUCGUUAUCCUUUGCUCUGCACGGAUUGAGCAUCGAGGAAACAAAAAAGGACCACGGUCGAAAGGAAGGGGGAGGGGGGGGGGGGGUCAAAAAGCGCACGAAAGAAAUGUAACUGACAUUCAUCACGAGAGUUUUGUUUGUUUUGCGAAAUAAAGUCACGGUUUGCUAGUGAUAAGUGGAACCAAAACAGUGUAA